AUGAUAUCCAAUAAAUCGUUUCUCCUCUUUCCUAUUCUUGCGAUCCUAGUUCAAGCGAUUCCUAAACCUAUACCUGAACCUGUACCAACAGAAACAGGACCUUUAUUAGAUAAAUCAUUCACUUUGAAAACAGUCGCCAAGGUGGCUAUUUCGGUCGAUGAAACUGGAGGUACUAAUACUAUCUUUGAUCAAAGUAAAUCUACAUCAGCAGCAGUAACUACUAAUUCUAAUACCGAUACUGAAUAUCCAAUCACUAACAUUGAAUCAUCAAUCACUAACACCGAGGCGUCAAUCACUACCACCAGAACUUCAACUACCAAUAUUGAGUCUGCAGUUACGACUAAAACAUCCGAUACAAAUGACGCUUCAUCAGAACCCACUUCUACUAAUACUGUACUAUCGACAUACGAUCUGACCAAUAAACACGAAAAUGGUGAUACACCUCCUUCAUCAUCAUCUUCUACCACCGGUCCCUCUAGCGGAGAUCCAUCUUCAACGGAUGACCCAACUUCAUCCUCAGCCAGUGGAAGCCAAACCAACAUGCCUGCUACGAUCACCAGUUCCGGAUCAAUUACUGCUCAGGGAUCAAGUGCGACUGCACAGCCUGAAUCGGGAGGAAGUGCAAUUUCAGCGAAUCCAACAAUUUCCAAUAAUCCAUAUGGAGUAGGUGCUCCUCCUGCAACAAACAUCAACUGUACUUUUGUUCAACAGGAGUGUAUCAAUGAUAAUCAAUACAGGAUCUGUACAUUUGUCGUUGAAGAUACAUUAGGUUGGAUAUAUAACAACUGCUCUACCUCAUGUACCACCAACGAGACUGGUCUUGUAUGUGUUUGA
Messenger RNA from Kwoniella shivajii, 834 nucleotides. RefSeq lists its product as uncharacterized. Bases 1 to 834 code for a protein of 277 amino acids. The record is from RefSeq and is a predicted model, not a curated record. The transcript has 3 exons. Lineage: Eukaryota; Fungi; Basidiomycota; Tremellomycetes; Tremellales; Cryptococcaceae.